UCCUGCUUGAUCACUGGACACAUCGAAGUGAUUCUGCUUUUUGGUUGACACGUAUAUUAAAACCAUGGCCAAUGGUGAAUCAGGCAAGAUUAUUGUAUAUCAUCUUUGGACCAAUAUCUCCUCAAGAUGGACAGGUGGUUUGGCAGAAAAUGAUAGAAGGACCUACAGAUGAAUCCAGUCUGAAAGGUUUGGCUGAUGCUAUUAAAUUACUGUAUGACACAAGCACCAAAGAGUGGACGGCAGAUGAUGUUAUCAGUCUUGUAGAUGAACUAUCAGUGGUUCCCCGUGAGUGGCUUCUAGAGAAUAAUGCACGUCUCCUAAUCCUAAGUGGGAACAACAUCUGUUUCACUUUCAUGGCUAGUAAAGCUGUGAAUGGACGGGCCAUUGAACUGGCAAAGCUGAUAGUCUUUUUGGCUUUGGUGUGUGAGAAAGAACUAUACUGCAUGGAUUGGGCAGUUAAAAUGAUGCAAAAAGUCUGUAAAGUCUUUAGCACUCCCAUGGAGAGAAAUAACUUCCUGCAGAGUGUGGCGAAUGCAUUUGCAUGUGUUAUAAUGGAAAUGCUGCAGGCAGUUAUGUCCGGAGACCGUGAUGAAGACGACAGAAGCUUUCUGAAUUUGUUCCAUCUUGUGCACGCUCAGGCAAACUUCCAUAAGGAGGUCUUGUAUUUGACCAUGAAUACUCUCUCUACCUAAAUACUCAGAAAGCCUUGCAUUUAGAGAAUACCUCACCGAACAAACAAUUGGAAGAGUUCUACUUUUCCACACUCAAAGAAUAGCAUCCAUGGGACUUUUUAUCACCUAAAUAACCUAACAACUCCAAAGCUGCACAGAAUUUUAGAAGCAACUGCUUGCACCAUUAUUAAUAUAAAAAUUACAGGCAAACCCAAGAGUGUUUUGAGAUUUCUCCAGAAAACAAGCUGUGUCUCUCCAGAUUUUGGUAAACCUAACACCCAACUAAAUAGAGCACUAGUGUCCAAGAAUCGGGGGCCAACCUGUAUGUGUGGAUGUUUGAAGCAAGAGAAAAUUCUGUUCUGUAAGUAGAGGUGACUCAAAUUCACUAAAUGGCUUGUAUCUGUUCGCUUUGCUUAGGUUGUAUAGACAUAACCUAGAAUGCUUGAUAAAGAUCUGCAAUAUGAUGCUUUGGAAUGUGUAGAUAUAAAUCACAUUUUUUCACCACCUUAUAGAACAUUAUAUUUUGUUGAUGUUUUA
Leptonychotes weddellii (Weddell seal) is the source of this 1208-nucleotide messenger RNA. Lineage: Eukaryota; Metazoa; Chordata; Mammalia; Carnivora; Phocidae. The record is from RefSeq and is a predicted model, not a curated record.